Aspergillus ruber CBS 135680 is the source of this 675-nucleotide messenger RNA. RefSeq lists its product as uncharacterized. NCBI's taxonomy places the organism in Eukaryota, Fungi, Ascomycota, Eurotiomycetes, Eurotiales, Aspergillaceae. The coding region runs from base 134 to 574 and encodes 146 amino acids. The transcript has 4 exons. The record is from RefSeq and is a predicted model, not a curated record.
ACCAAUCGCCCACCGGCCAACGGGAUGUCACCUGAUGAUGCGCCGGCAACAUCAUCCUCAAGUCUCGGUUCUUCUCGCGAUACUCAACCCUGCCGUUCCCUUGCGACAACAACGCCCGAGAUAACCUCUCAAAAUGUCCUCGAUUGCUGCUAUGGCUUCCCGCCGGGCUUUUGCCCGUCAGACCAUCCUCCGUGCUCCUCCGCGCCGCUUCUACAGUGCCUCCAAGAUGGAGGAGGCCGACCUCGAGAAGGCCCCCAAGCGUGACCCCGAGCUCUACGUUCUCCUCGGUGUCAUGUCUGGUGCUUUCCUGAUCGCUGGAUGGUACUUCGGCCGCAAGCCCACCUCUGUCAACUCCGAGAGCAACGUCCGGAUCGGCCAGAGCGCUAUGCCUUGGCACGCUGCUGAGGAGGACGGUAAGGUCUACAAGUACCAGUACCACCCUCACGGUGACACCUCCCAGCCUCUCCGGAACGCUCCCAGCGCCAUGAACACCGUCAUCGUUCCCAAGGUCACUCUUCCUGAGGACCUUCACGAGCGCUUCAACAAGCUCGGCAAGGAGGAGUGGGACUACUAGAUCCGCAAUUGAGAGUGAGUCCGAGCCGAGUACAGAGUUGGAGCUGAAGGUGGAGCUGGGGCAACUCCUGGUGUCGAUUGCUGUACACUAGAUUUACCGGC